Talaromyces proteolyticus is the source of this 1482-nucleotide messenger RNA. RefSeq lists its product as uncharacterized. NCBI's taxonomy places the organism in Eukaryota, Fungi, Ascomycota, Eurotiomycetes, Eurotiales, Trichocomaceae. The record is from RefSeq and is a predicted model, not a curated record. Gene Ontology annotation, molecular function: FAD binding. The transcript is spliced from 4 exons. Bases 1 to 1482 code for a protein of 493 amino acids.
AUGCUGACUCUGCUAUCCCUCGUUCUCGUUCUGGCCCUCGGGCUUUUGCAGCCCACGCCAGUAUGCGCGCUGACCGGCCAGCAGAUUGCCUUUGCUCUGCAGGCUGAGCUGUCGUCUGGAAGUGAGGUCGUCUUGACCUCGAAUACCUCUGCGUAUCCUGCCAAAAACUUCACUCCUCGCUACAACAUCGCCACUCCUCCGACAUAUACCGUAGCCGUGAAGCCGGCACUCGCGGUUGACGUGCAAAAAGUGGUGCAAUAUGCCCUGCAUAACAACGCCUCUUUUCUCGCUACCGGUAGUGGUCAUGGUUACUCGACGUCGCUGGAUAGGCUGCAAGCUGGAAUUGACCUUGAUCUGGGAUUUUUCAACUCAAUUGAGAUUGACACAGUGGCCAAAACGAUGACGAUUGGCGGCUCGGUGAGCUCGAAUGACCUUGCCAGUGCGCUGCAAGCCGCGGGCAUGGAGGCCACCCUCGGCCAAUGUGGCUGCAUUGGGUACCCUGGUGCCUCUCUCGGUGGCGGCAUCGGUCCCUACUCUGGCCUCUACGGGCCCAUGUCCGACUCUCUACUCUCUGCUGAAAUAAUCACCGGACGCGGCCAACUCCUGAACGUGUCCAGCACGCAACACCCAGACCUAUUCUACGGCCUCAAAGGCGCCGGGUUCAACUUCGGCGUCGCCACCUCUCUCACCUACAGAAUCUACCCGGCCACCAAUGGUGGCAACGCCAUGCUCGCGCAAAUGAUCUUCCCUGGUGCACUGAACCAGUCCGUAUGGCAGAUCGUCAGCAACUUCACAGCCUCCAACCAGCCAAAGGAACUCGCCAUCGGCCUCGACGCCCGCUACGUUGCUGCUAUGGGGGGUAUGGUCGUCAUGGCCAAUUUCAUCUACAUUGGCCCACAGUCUGCCGGCAUGAAGGUUAUUCAGCCUUUCCUCGACCUGAAACCAGCCAACCUGAACAUCUCGACUGUCGCAUGGGCCGAUAUUCCGUUUAAAGCAUUUUACGGCGGUAUCGCAGAGGGUGGUUGUACUGCUGGUGCGUAUUAUGUUCCGCACUCGCUUAAUCUCUACCAGAUAGACGUGCCGAAUCUGGUGGAGGUGUUUAAUUACAUGAACAAGACGCUGGCUACCAACGAGGUACUGCAGGGUGUAGCUAUUGCCAUGCAGCAGUACGCUCAGUACGGCUUUCAGCUGCAGGACGCCAAAACAUCAGCAUGGCCGUACCGUGACGUGGUGUCUUUUGUCCAAAUCGACGGCGUGGCCACAAACCCAUCGCAGCUCCCCGCUGUAGGAAAAUAUGGGCGCAAGAUUCGAGACAGGUUGCACCAUGGCAGCGGACGAAAAGAUUUGCAGACCUACGUGCAUUUUGCGAAUGGUAACGAGUCGCCGGCGGCGUUGUAUUCGGCGGCUAAACUGCCUGGUCUUCGGGCGCUGAAGAGGGAGUAUGACCCAGCGAGGUUGUUCUCGUGGUAUAAUCCUAUAUAA